Molecule: messenger RNA, 1902 nt
Organism: Penicillium robsamsonii
Lineage: Eukaryota; Fungi; Ascomycota; Eurotiomycetes; Eurotiales; Aspergillaceae
Exons: 3
Coding region: 1-1902 (633 amino acids)
Biological process (GO): microtubule-based movement
Cellular component (GO): spindle; kinesin complex; centrosome
Molecular function (GO): microtubule motor activity; ATP hydrolysis activity; ATP binding
Source: RefSeq, a predicted model, not a curated record
AUGGAGCAAUAUCUAUUAGCAAAUGUGUCGCGAUAUCAGUGUCUGGUACAGCGGUUUAAGCCACGGCGACCUACCACAACUAAGAAUAAAGACGUGGCCGACUGCUCGAACAUUGCUGUAGCCAUUCGGAUACGGCCUAUAUUGGAUCACGAGACAUUAUCCGGUCAGGUCCCCGCUGUUUUCCCUCGCAGCGAAAGUGGAGUAGUGGACCUUCAUGAAUUGAAGAGAGUGGUCAGAGGUCUACCGACUUUGAAUUCAUCUACAUUCCGAGUUGGUAAUGUGUUCGGUACGGAUUGCCCUACAGAGACACUUUAUACAAUUCUGCUUCAACCACUUCUCCCAUCAGUAUGGGAAGGAGGCAUAGGCACACUGUUUGCUUUUGGACAAACAGGCUCGGGCAAAACCCAUACCAUCAGCGGAUUGGAACGACUGCUCGCUGAUACUUUGUUUGAUGCGGCUUGGACAACUCAGCGAAAACUAUAUGUUUCCAUGUUCGAGCUUGCCGGGAAUUCCGCAUAUGAGUCACGUGCGCCGUUCUCGAUCCUCGAAGACUCGUUUGGCAAUACACAGCUUGUUGGGGCCCAGGAGCUUUCCAUUGAUAGCAAGUCUGAAUUUUUAGCACUGAUUGAAAAGGCAACAUCUUUCCGACAGACUGCCGGUACAGAGAAGAACGACGGAUCCUCACGCUCGCACGCAAUUUGCCGCAUCAGAGCCGUGGACAUAUCACCAGAAGUCUCGGAAGAUGGCAUCCUCUAUUUGAUUGACCUUGCAGAGUCAGAGGCAGCACGGGACCUGGCCAACCAUAGCGCUGAUCGCAUGAAAGAGACCCGUGAGAUCAAUAUCAGUCUCUCUAUACUCAAGGAUUGCAUACGAGGUAUCGCAAGCGCUAACAACACACCCGGCACUGUGAAAAUGGGUCAAAAAGGACCUUAUAUUCCAUUUCGUCAGAGCACCUUGACCAAGGUUUUGAAGCAUGUUUUUGACCCGUCUGGUACUCGAAAUUCCAAGACUGCAGUAUUAGCCUGCAUCAACCCGAGUUUUUUGGACACCUCGGCAACCAAAAAUACACUUCGUUACGCUCAUAUGCUUUGUUCGACUGAAGUCAAGUACCAGGCGGCGGAGUAUAAUCCUGCGAUACCAAAGUCGUGGAGUAACAAGUUUGUUCGAAGCUAUAUCACCAAAGAGGUGAGUGAUACAUUCCAAAUGCCAAUCAUAACUCUCCCGUGCUGGCAUAUUGACACUGAAAAGUCGGGCAAUCCCGUGAUUUCACCGUCCAUUCUUGCACCACACGAGUCGGGCUCUCAGCUUCUAGCUAUCCCGUUGAAUAAAUUCGUCGCUCGCUGCCUCCGUACUAAGGGUGUGACGGAGAAUCAAGCGAAAGCUUUUCAUGCUAAGCUUUGGCGCCUACACAUUGACUCCACACGCGGCUCCGGCGCAGGUCGCAAGGGUGUCAUUGAUUCAAUACAACAAGUGCCCAGUUCCGCGGAGAGCAUGUUAUCCGUGACUCGGAUUUCCACCCGUAACUUGAUAUCCGAGGGGGACCUGCGGACAUUCAAAGACCGCAUUCGACCCGGUAUGGUGGUUCGUUGUAAUGCGACGGCGAACUUUCCUGGGACCUCAUCUCAGGAGAAACUGGUCAUGAUUCUGUGUCCUCAGGAUGUCGUUGGCAAGAACAUGAAAGACGCUCUUGGCAAUGAGGUCAACCCGAGUUAUUGUUUAGAGAAGACAGAUCUCACAGGAAUCCCUUAUCAGCGAUAUCUAUGUGCCAUGGUAUUGUCAGGGGGGUUGGCGGACUCAUACGAGGUCAGUAUCUGGCGGCAGAUUGUUGUGGACGUGAGCUCUAUGGAGACAGAAGUCUCACUCGAAUAUGAUCCGGCUACGAGGUACUAUCACAUCUGUUGA